Molecule: messenger RNA, 324 nt
Organism: Ambispora gerdemannii
Lineage: Eukaryota; Fungi; Glomeromycota; Glomeromycetes; Archaeosporales; Ambisporaceae
Source: the annotation of a GenBank genome assembly
AUGCGCAAUUACUAUAUGCAAGAGAAAGUCGACCUAUUGGAAAAAGAUCCAAUUAAAGUUUUAGCUUGCGGUCACACUUAUCACAAGUCUUGCUAUACCAAUAACGGAUUCAAGUGCAUGCAUUGUCUUUCAUUUUUACGAGAUGGUAUUGAUGAACAAGUUCAAUCUUUACUAGAGCGCUUGCAACGUUUCAAUGAAGAACAGCAAGCAGAAGUUGAAGAUCCAGAAAAUAAUAUUCCCUGCGACGACGACGACGAAAGUGAAUCCGUAAAAUAUAUGGCAUUUACAUUAGAGGAAGCAUUGCGUAAAUUUCAACAGCAAUAG